Aspergillus mulundensis is the source of this 1008-nucleotide messenger RNA. RefSeq names its product NAD(P)-binding. The record is from RefSeq and is a predicted model, not a curated record. NCBI's taxonomy places the organism in Eukaryota, Fungi, Ascomycota, Eurotiomycetes, Eurotiales, Aspergillaceae. The transcript has 2 exons. Bases 1 to 1008 code for a protein of 335 amino acids.
AUGCCAAACCUCCUCGUCGUCACCGGCGCAACAGGCGCCCAAGGCUCCAGCGUAAUCGACGCCUUGCUCGCCGCCAACCCUAAAACCCCCUGGAAAAUCCGCGGCGUAACCCGCAACACUGCCAGCCCUAAGGCCCAAGCCCUAACCACACGCGGUAUCGAGAUGGUAUCCGCGUCCUUCGACGACGAAGAGAGCCUCAGGCUCGCCUUCACCGGCGCAACCGCCAUCUUCGCCGUGACGGAUUUCUACGAGCCCUUUGCCAGAGGCGUCGGUCCAGAAAAGUGCAUGCAGAUUGAGUACGAGCGGGGCGUGAAGCUUGCGCGCGCUGCGAGAGACAUCCCCACGCUGGAAACGUACUUCUGGAGUACGCUGCCGGCGGCGCGGGAUUUGACGGGGGGAGAAGUGGGAGUGCCGCAUUUCGACGCGAAGGGCGAUAUCGAUGCGUACAUUAAGAGCGAUGCGGUUUUGAAUCCCAAGGCUGUACUUUUACUCACGGGCGUCUAUGCGAGUAAUCUUGCGUUUCCGCCUUUUACGCCUGUUUACUCGAGGGCAGCUAAACAGUAUAUCCUGCCCCUCCCCGCCAACUCCUCAGCGCAUCUCACCUCGCUGGGCCCAGUGACGAACAUCGGCGUCACCGUCGCCGGGCUCCUGGAAUAUCCCUACCCCGAGGACAAAGUUCCCGCCGGUCCCAAAGGAGGUCGGUACGUGCACGUCACGACAGGCGCGUAUCCGCUGCAGGAGUAUUUCUCGAAAUGGGCGGAGAUCGCUGGGAAGGGGAAGUUACGUGUUUUAUCUAUUUCACUAGAGCAGUACGGGGAGCUUUACGGGCCCCUGGGGACUGAGCUCGGGCUUAUGAUCAAAUUCUUUGAGGUUGCUGGAGCGCCGAGGACGUGGGGGACUGUUGGGGAGGGGGACGUGAUGGUUGAUGCGAGGGAGUUGGAGGGUGUCAAGGGGCGGCUGGUCACGGCUGAGGAGUACUGGGCGCAGGAGAAUUGGGAUGGCUACUAG